Sphaeramia orbicularis (orbiculate cardinalfish) is the source of this 1941-nucleotide messenger RNA. RefSeq names its product phosphatidylinositol 4-phosphate 5-kinase type-1 beta-like. Bases 198 to 1709 code for a protein of 503 amino acids. The record is from RefSeq and is a predicted model, not a curated record. Gene Ontology annotation, cellular component: plasma membrane. Gene Ontology annotation, biological process: phosphatidylinositol phosphate biosynthetic process. Gene Ontology annotation, molecular function: 1-phosphatidylinositol-4-phosphate 5-kinase activity. The transcript has 14 exons. NCBI's taxonomy places the organism in Eukaryota, Metazoa, Chordata, Actinopteri, Kurtiformes, Apogonidae.
UGGGGUGGACCCACGCUCAGAACCAAACCGUGGUCAGAGCUGGAAGGAGGCCUUUACCUGGAAAAUGCCUUUUCUGUGACGCCCACUGAAGCUGAAUAAGUGCGUCCGGAAAACAGGAAGUCAUUCAGCCUCAACACCAACGGGAGGAACGAACGACGGCCCAACUUCCCUCUGACAGAGUUCUACCCGACAGAACCAUGUCGACCAACAACGACACCGACACAGGAAGAGGAACCAAAACCUCCAAAGUGUCAAAGGAUCAUAAAAAGCCGACCGCCGCCGCCCUGAAAGGAGCCAUCCAACUGGGAAUUGGGUAUGCAGUGGGAAACCUGAGCUCCAAACCCGACAGAGACGUCCUCAUGCAGGACUUCUCUGUGGUGGAGAGCGUCUUCCUGCCCAGUGAAGGCAGUAACCUGACGCCGGCUCAUCAUUACCCAGACUUCCGACUGAAAACGUACGCUCCGCUGGCCUUCCGCUACUUCAGAGAACUGUUCGGCAUCAAACCAGACGACUACCUGUACUCCAUCUGUAAGGAGCCUCUGAUCGAGUUGUCCAACCCCGGCGCCAGCAGCUCCUGGUUCUACCUCACCAGCGACGACGAGUUCAUCAUCAAAACGGUUCAGCACAAAGAGGCCGAGUUCCUGCAGAAGCUGCUGCCUGGAUACUACAUGAACCUGAACCAGAACCCCAGGACACUGCUGCCCAAGUUCUACGGCCUCUACUGCAUCCAGUGCGGCGGCGUCACCAUCCGCGUGGUCGUCAUGAACAAUGUGCUGCCGCGGGCCAUGAAGAUGCACUACAAGUACGACCUGAAGGGGUCCUCGUACAAACGCCGCGCCUCCAGAAAGGAGCGCUCCAAGGCCUCGCCCACAUUCAAGGACCUGGACUUCCAGGAGAUGCACGAGGGUCUGCUGUUUGACCACGACACCUACAACGCACUGAUGAAGACACUGCAGAGGGACUGUAGAGUCCUGGAGAGUUUUAAGAUCAUGGACUACAGUCUGCUGUUGGGAAUCCACGUUUUGGACCGGAAGCCGCUGAACAGAGGUUACCGCGGCGACAGCAGGAGGGGAGGGAAGGUCCUGUACUCCACGGCCCUGGAGUCCAUCCAGGGGACGGUGAAGGACCCCGAACCGGUGGUGGACGACGACACAUUUGGUGGAAUUCCUGCCAAACAUAAAGAGGAGAACCUGCUGAUCUUUCUGGGACUCAUCGACAUCCUCCAGUCGUACAGGUUCAUCAAGAAGGUCGAACACUCAUGGAAAGCUCUGGUACACGACGGGGACACCGUCUCCGUCCACAGACCCAGCUUCUACGCAGACAGGUUCCUUAAAUUCAUGGGUUCCACCGUCUUCAAGAAGAUCCACCCUCUCAGAGGAGCGUCUUCCAAGAGGAAACGCAGCUCCAUCUACGCCUUAAAGUCGGCCUCUCAGGAGUUCCUGUCCCCGCAGAAGGACGACAAGAAAACGGAUCAGAAGAAGGCCCAGAGUCUGGACCACCUGGACAAAGACAGCAGCUUUUACAGUUCGUCCAAGCAGCCCGAUCUUCUGCCGAGGUCGGUCGUUUCUUUUGAGUCGAACCAAAGUGAUGAAGACGAGCUGGAGAACAGUGAAGACCGACGAGACUCCAGUUCCACCCUGGCCCUGGACGACCCCCUGCCCUGCCUCAGCAGAAGCCAGUCCGACUCUGAGUUUGACAUCUACUUGUGAGGGGAGUCGUGUGAGCGGUGGUUGACCUUUGACCUUUGACCUCUGGGGGUUGAUCAUCUGCUGUGAAGGAGUUCAAAUCAAACACUACGACGCUGCUUCCGUUCGUCUCGUCGUCAACUUUGCUGCUAAUUUAUCGUCUUUGCUUUUCUUUUUCUUUUCGUGUGAAUGUUUCUCAGCGGCUGGAUCUCUGAGAAAAAACAAAACAAACAAAACAAAACUUUAAUGGAUCAAA